AAUAACAAUGUUAUUUCUAAGAAGCCUCCCUUAAGAAUUACACAAAGUAAUCAGUUGUUGCAUUUGACGAAAUAUAAAUUUGAAAGCAGUGAUGAUACCCGUGAACAAGCGACCAACCGCGUAACUUGAUCGUAUUCCUUGGCCAAUAAAAGAUAACUCAUUGUCUCGUUCAUAUCUGAAAAAGCUUCAACCAUCAAAUUUUUAAUUGUAAGACAACCAACAUGGUUGUGUUUUCAUCAAGGCUACUUUUUUCCUUUCUUUGUAAUAUUCUUCUCAUAACAAUUUCUAUAUCUCAAGUUAGCGCCGCUAACACUACACAAGACUACCAAUACUUCUGUGAUUUUACCAACAGAGGAAACUACACAGCCAACAGCACAUACCACACGAACCUCAACACCCUUUUGUCCACUCUCAUUUCCAAUACAGAAAUCGACUAUGGUUUCUACAAUUUCACAAACGGCGAAAACACUGACAAAGUGUACGCCAUUGGGCUGUGCAGAGGAGAUGUUAAGCCAGAAGAAUGCCGCAGUUGUCUCAACGGUUCCAGGGCCAAUCUCACACAGCUUUGUCCAAACAGAAAGGAAGCAAUUGGGUGGUACGAGAAUGAGAAAUGCAUGUUGCGCUACUCAGAUCGCUCAAUAUUUUCCCUCAUGGAAACUGGACCUGCGUAUUAUGCUCACAACACGAUAAAUGCAACGGACUUGGAUCAGUUCAAUCGAAGUCUCAGCUCGUUGCUGCGUGACUUGAAAAGCCAAGCUGCAUCAGGUGACUCUCGUCUUAAGUAUGGCGUAGGAAAUAUAUCUAUUCCUGAUGACAAGGUCAUAUAUGGUCUUGUUCAGUGCACACCGGACUUGUCAGGCUCAGAUUGCGAUGAUUGCUUGGCUCAGUCCAUUGAACGUAUCCCAAUAGAUUGUUGUAAAGAUAGCAAAGGUGGUAGGGUUGUUAGACCCAGUUGUAGCAUGAGGUUUGAAACCUCGUACCAUUUUUAUGGACCUACAGCAUAUACACCGCCACCCUCCACCAGCACCACCUCAGAAGGAAGCAACACAAUUACCAUUGCCAUAGCAGUUGCAGUACCAGUUUUCGUAGUUGUUGCGGUGCUCAUUUUUAUCUGCAUCUAUUUUAGAGCAAGGAAGCCAGGGAAGAAGUAUAAAACUCAACAACAAGAAGAACAUGAUGAUGAUGAAAUUGACAUUUCUGAGUCAUUGCAAUUCAGCUUUAACACCAUACGAGAAGCUACUGAUAACUUUUCUGAUUCUAAUAAACUCGGACAAGGUGGAUUUGGGGCUGUUUACAAGGGUAGGCUCUCCAACGGACAAGAGAUUGCUGUCAAAAGGCUAUCAGCGGAUUCUAGACAAGGAGAUACAGAAUUCAAGAAUGAAGUGCUUUUAGUGGCCAAGCUUCAGCACCGGAAUUUAGUUAGGCUACUUGGUUUCUGUUUGGAAGGAAGGGAAAAACUACUUGUCUAUGAAUUUGUUCCAAAUAAAAGCCUUGAUUACUUCGUAUUCAAUCAGACUAAUAGAGCACAAUUAAAUUGGGAAACACGCUACAAGAUUAUUGGAGGUACUGCUCGAGGCAUUCUCUACCUCCAUCAGGAUUCUCGAUUGCGCAUUAUUCAUCGUGAUCUCAAAGCAAGUAACAUUCUUUUAGACGAAGAAAUGAAUCCUAAAAUAUCAGAUUUUGGUUUAGCAAAAUUAUUUGUUGUGGAUCAAACUCAUGGAGAUACAAAUAGAAUUGUUGGAACCUAUGGAUACAUGGCACCUGAAUAUGCAAUGCAUGGACAGUUUUCAGAAAAGUCUGAUGUUUUUAGUUUUGGUGUAUUGGUUCUUGAGAUUGUUAGUGGCCAGAGAAAUAGUGGCAUUAGUCAUGGAGAGAAUAUAGAGGAUCUACUAAGUUUUGCAUGGCGAAACUGGAGGGAAGGCACUCCUAGAAAUAUUGUAGAUCCCACAUUAAACAACAGUUUUCAAAAUGAAAUAAUGAGAUGCAUUCACAUUGGACUACUCUGCGUUCAAGAAAAUGUGUCUGCCAGACCCACUAUGGCUUCCGUUGUACUCGUGCUUAAUAGUCAUUCUCUCACUCUCCCAGUACCAUUAGCACCUGCAUUUUAUGUGGAUAGUAGAACUGGAAACCUUCCAGACAUGCACUUAUGGGAGUUUAAUUCGAGAACCACAGGAUCAAGCGAAUACACAUCGAUUAACGAGGCUUCAAUUACUGAGCCAUAUCCUCGUUAGACUUUCAUCAUAAUGAUAAUAGUCAGAAAUAUAGUCAAUUCGGAAUAAUCAGAUUCAAUUCUUCAACUAAAGUGCAGUCACUGCAGUGUAUGUGAACUCUUAUAAGUUGUUCUUUGGUAGACAGACCAACUAUCCCUUUGUUUAAGUGCAUGUCUGGAUUCACGUUUUAACCGAUUUGACGCAGAAGUAAAAAAUCAUAGCAUCUUAUUUUCCAUCGUUUACGUGAGUUAAGCCCGGGAAACGUGAAACCAAACACACUGUAAAGUGAGAUAAAAACGUGUAAUGUGAAACUCUGAUUUAAUUAUGCGUUAUAAAAUGUGUGUUAUGGAGAUUCUGCUAGUAGAACA
Molecule: messenger RNA, 2578 nt
Organism: Cajanus cajan (pigeon pea)
Lineage: Eukaryota; Viridiplantae; Streptophyta; Magnoliopsida; Fabales; Fabaceae
Product: cysteine-rich receptor-like protein kinase 29
Biological process (GO): protein phosphorylation
Cellular component (GO): plasma membrane
Molecular function (GO): ATP binding; protein serine/threonine kinase activity
Source: RefSeq, a predicted model, not a curated record